UGCCGUGGUUCCCAAGAAGUAUCCAGGAGCUGGACAGGUUUGCCAAUCAGAUCCUAAGCUAUGGAGCAGAAUUGGAUGCUGAUCAUCCUGGGUUCAAAGAUCCUGUGUACCGGGCCCGGAGGAAGGAGUUUGCAGAUAUUGCCUACAACUACAGACAUGGCCAACCUAUUCCUCGAGUCACCUACACAGAAGAAGAAAAGAAAACAUGGGGCACUGUCUUCAGGGAGCUGAAGAGUCUCUAUCCAACUCAUGCUUGUUAUGAACACAACCACGUGUUCCCACUGCUGGAGAAGUACUGUGGCUACCGGGAAGACAACAUUCCCCAGCUUGAGGAUAUUUCAAAAUUCUUGCAAACCUGCACUGGAUUUCGCCUGCGUCCUGUUGCAGGCUUGCUCUCCUCUCGGGAUUUCUUGGCUGGGCUGGCAUUCCGAGUAUUUCACUCUACGCAGUAUAUUCGCCAUGCAUCCAAACCCAUGUACACACCAGAGCCUGAUAUUUGCCAUGAACUACUAGGACACGUGCCUCUUUUUGCUGAUCCCAGUUUUGCUCAGUUUUCCCAGGAAAUUGGACUGGCAUCUCUGGGAGCUCCGGAUGAUUUCAUCGAGAAACUUGCUACGGUAAUGUCAUGGUUUGAUGUGGAGGGG
Tauraco erythrolophus (red-crested turaco) is the source of this 644-nucleotide messenger RNA. NCBI's taxonomy places the organism in Eukaryota, Metazoa, Chordata, Aves, Musophagiformes, Musophagidae. The record is from RefSeq and is a predicted model, not a curated record.